GCUGCUAACUCAUAUGCACACAAUUUAUUAUGGGAACUGCUCUUCUCUACUCACAAUGCAAUUUCAAAUAAGAUCGAGUAGAACUCGCAAUAGAAUACAAAUUGACAUAGAAAAAUUCUAAAGAGAUAUUUUUAGAAUGAGAGGACCUCUUUGGAAUGCAGUUGACAACAACUUGGUACCCAAAAGAAUUCAAGAGCAACAUAAACUACAUAUGAAUUUUCUAAAUAAAUUUUCUUUACAAUCUUAAACUUGUAUUUUAGAGAAUAAGCUUGAGGAUUUUUAAGAUUAGGCAAUUAAUAACAUUUUUCUACACCUUUCGGUUAAGACUUUAAUUCACUAGCAUGCAGUACAAGAGGAAUUGCGCAGGAGCCAAACACAAAUCCGUUGAAAAAAUGGCGUCCGGGUCAUGUUGCUGGGGGAAUCUCGUUGCAUUGAAGAUGUUAGAAGAUGGAUCGUUUGAGCAAGGGGAUGCAGUUCAGCUGAUGAAAAAUGAAGUAACAAUUGGACGCCUGCAAGCCUGUGAUGUUGCACAUACUGAAAAUAAACUCCUUUCUGGCUGUCACUGCAGGCUAAUUCACAAUUCUGAUAAUGGAAAGAAGUAUCUUCUUGACACAAGCAAAAAUGGAACAUUGGUGAAUAACAGAAAAGUGAAAAAUGGAAUGACUGAAAUCUCUGAUGGAGCUAUAAUCAGUUGUGUUCACAAAAAAAAGGAACCAGCAAAUGAUGUCACAUACAUUUUCAAAGACCUAAGCCCUCCUGAAAUCAAUGUUCAAGAAAGAAAUUUGGAUAUUAAUUGCACCCAAGAAUAUGAUUGUGAUGCUGAUGAAAAUGUCGAAGAAUCGUCUGUUUCAGAGAAAAAAAGAAAGAGUAACUUGAACACAGAGGAUGGUAUUCAAAGCAAAAUCCCUCGAAUUGACAGCAGCUGCAGAGCAAAAUCAUUGGAACCUACGAGUGAAAAGAUAAAGGAAAAUGAUCGGGAAGUUGAGGAAAACUUAACUUGCGGUAUCUGUCAGGAUAUUUUCCACGAAUGUGUAAGUGUUCAGCCCUGUAUGCAUUCAUUUUGUGCUGCUUGCUACUCUGGUUGGAUGUCUCAGUCAAAAAUUUGUCCAACGUGUCGUAAAAGUGUAAAACAAGUUGGUAAGAACCAUAUAUUAAACAAUCUUGUCGCUGCUUUCCUGAAGAAGCACCCAGAGUGUCAAAGAGCAAAGGAAGAACUGGAUGAGAUGAAUAAAAAGGAUCUUAUCAAAGGACAAACAGUGAAAGUUCAAAACGCAUUUGGAGAUGACAGUCAUUUCAAUGCAAGCCAGGAUUACGACCUAGAGGAAGACGAGGAUGAGGAUUAUGAAGAUGAUGACUAUGAAGACAAUGAUGAUGAUGAUGAUGACCUCACUGUCGCUUUCCACCAGCCAGCCAUUCCUUACCCGCACAUUUUAGCAAGAGUACCUAGCUUAUUUUCUCGUCCUGCUGAUGCGCGUUGUAGACAGUGUCCAAACUUUAAUUCACAGAGCAAUUCUUCACAAGGAAACAAUGAUGUCCCUGCUGCUGGUUUUACUUGCUCCCUAAACCAAGUCCACAUUUUGUGCAGCUGUUGCAAUCAGUGCUUCCCUGAUCGAAGAGGCACGGUUUUGUCAGCGAAAAAAGCUGGUGCUGCAAGUAAUGCAUCACAACCUUCAGAAAAAAUAAACAUGGAUAUUCAGUGUACAGCAUGUGGAAGGCUUUAUUGCAAUCUGUACUGGGGAUGUAGGAAACCUGGCUGCCUAGGCUGUCUGAACAAAUUCGAAGAUUUCAACUUUGGAGCUGCCUGUCUUUCGAGAAUUCUCAAUAAUAAUGAAUUUGAAUCAACCGUUUUAAAGAAUUAUCUAGCUCAGAAAAGCAUUGGUGUCAAAGAUUUACUAAAGAUCUGUGUUGAAAAGCUGCAAAGUAAAGAGUUUGUCUGCCCUUCAAGGCCAGAUCUUACAGCAAAUGAUAUCGUGUGCUUUAGCUGUGGUCUCCGUUACUUCAAAGAACUAACCUAUCAGUAUCGAAGUCAUAUACCUGAAGGAGAACUUCCAGUCGAAGUUAUGAGAAGAGACAAAUGUUACUGGGGUAAAAAUUGUAGGACGCAACAACACAACAACAAUCAUGCAAGCCGCUUCAAUCAUAUCUGUGAGCAGACAAGAUUUGUUUGAAACUGUUCCCGAAGGAAUAUCCCUCUUGUUAUUUAAAAGAAUUUUAGGUCUAUAUUAAUUUCAAUUAGAAAAAAUGUCUACAGUAAGGAAAGAAAGAAAGUUUCCGAACCAUUUGCAGCUUCGUUGCAGAGAAAUCUUUGCAAAAGACAUGUUAUAGAAAUGUCACCACUAUCCUUUUUUACUAGAAUUUAAACUCUUUUUAUGUGUGUUCUGUUACUUAAUUGUUUCCACUAUUCAUUAUUGACAGCUUUUCGUGUGUUGUAUAUAUUAAUUUUUUUAAGUUGGUUAUUUAUAUUCAUGUCAUGCGUAUUUUAUUGUAAAUCAACGUGCUCUCUAUAAGUAUUUUCAUCUCAAGAAUCGCCAAUGUCAUCAACAUCAGUAAACCCCAGCAGCGCUCUAAGUCCCAAAUUAUAUAUCCAGCUGUUAAUUAUUUCUCAUCUAUCAUGGUCUAUUUUCAUUCAGUUAGAUUACUAGCACUUGAAAACCUUAAAAAGCUUAAAUUGAAGUUUACUGGAGAAUUAUUUAUCUAAAAGUCAUGCAUUACACACAAGAAACGUUCCCUAUAUCCCUAAAAUUAGAACUGUCAAUUAUAUCAUCCAAUUUCUGUGCUUCUUGAGGCUCAAGGUCUGGAACUCUUUUCCUGACGAAACAAAAUUAUCCUCAUUGAAAAUACUUGCCAAGAACUGAUUUCGUUAUGAUAUGGAAAUAUUCAGUCUGCAAUCAAUAGUUUCCUUUAUGCAAUCUCUAUUACUGCUUUAUGUUAGUAUGCAUUAUUAUCCUUACUUUUGUAACUCUAGCAUUCAGAAAGGUUGUUAUUGCUAUUGAUAUCCCGAUUUUGGCUUUGAUUUGAUUCCCAAUUUAACGUCAGUCUUAGCAGUCACGUGUCGAUUUGCUAUCCCCUAUUUGUAAAUUUUAUCUCGGAUGAUUUUUUAAGGUUUAUGAACACAAAAUUGUCAUUGCAUUGAAGUCAACACCGUCCUUGGUCAUUACCAAAAUCAUAGCCACAACAUCACUUCUUACGCAAUAAACAAGCUUUAAUAUCACUGCUUCUUAAAACACCGUUACACCAUGUUACCAUGGCUUAAAUUGUUGCUGGGAUGCGCUCAUAUAGACAAACGGCUUACAGGAGCUUAUUGACACAGUUUUGAUGUUUAGUUCAUACUUUGUUAAGGGAUCUACGUAUAAUUUAGCGUUAUUUUGUGUGUUAACUCGUCCGCCGUUUUGUAUGUAUGCUGAAACUCUUUCACUAUUUAGAAUGAGAUUAGGGUCCUCCAGUUCUUGAUUUGAUUUACGCACAGAAUCUGUGAUUUACGUCAUGGGUUGAAUGUUAUUUUAUGCAUCUGCAUUUCUGGUUGAAUACGUUUAUAGACAUUCUUGUAAACACGGAGUUCAACUAAAACAAAGUUGUAACCUUUUGUUUGCAAGUAAAAUUUGUCUUAUAUUUUUCUAAAGAAGAGGAGGAAAUAUCCUGACUCGGAAAUUUCCAUUGAAGUGCCUCUUUCGUAAAUUCAUCACCCCACCCCCCCCCCCUCUCUCCCGUCAUUUCU
Molecule: messenger RNA, 3715 nt
Organism: Rhopilema esculentum
Lineage: Eukaryota; Metazoa; Cnidaria; Scyphozoa; Rhizostomeae; Rhizostomatidae
Product: E3 ubiquitin-protein ligase CHFR
Biological process (GO): ubiquitin-dependent protein catabolic process; mitotic cell cycle checkpoint signaling; protein ubiquitination
Cellular component (GO): nucleus
Molecular function (GO): ubiquitin-protein transferase activity; protein binding
Source: RefSeq, a predicted model, not a curated record